GUGAGUCCAGAGACGCUGGGCAGAGAUCAGCGUGGUGAGGAGGGAGCAGCAGAACCAGACCACGAGACGUGAAACAAGCGGCACCGCACUUUAAUGAGCACAUUGAAACGUUUGUUCUUGUUAAAGGAAAAGAGACGGACUGUCUCCAUCGUCCAAUCAGGAUGUUUGUUCUCAUCUGUGCGACUCUGCUCUUCUCUGUGAGACGCAUCUCUGCUGCUACAGAUGGAUCAGUAACCUGGUGUUUUAGAGAGUACUGCAUCACGGUCAGAGAAGGAGAAAUAGCCGCAGAGGCUGGACUCUGUGUGGUCAUACCGUGUUCUUUCACCACUGCUGAUGGCUUCACACCCAAACAUCUGGUGUGGUACAAAUGUGAACCAUCAAAUCAAAAAUGUGGGGAUUCAGACAUGAUAUUCCACUCCAACGAGGGCAACAAGAGAGUUCAGGCUGGGUUUAGGGGACGAGUUUCACUGCUGGAGCCUAAUGUGGGUCUGAAGAACUGCAGCAUCAUCAUCAAUGACCUCACUGAGUCAGACUCUGGAUCAUAUCGACUCAGAGUUAACAGUUUACUAAAAAAUAGGAAAGAAGAUGGAGUAACAUUCAAGCAAAAAGUAACUAUCUCUGUCAAAGGUCUGACCCAGAAGCCCACAGUGGGGAUUCCUCCUCUGGCAGAGGGGCAGCAGACCACACUGAGCUGCACUGCUCCUGGUCUCUGCUCUGGAUCGGAUCCUGAGAUCACCUGGACGUGGAGAGGAGCAGGAGAGAAGGACUCUCCCGUCACAGGAAGCAUCACUGCUGUGAAGACCGAGCACCUGACUUGUGUCACACGGAGACGCAGCUCCACUUUGACCUUUAACCCUUCAGCUGAACACCACGGCACCAAUGUGACCUGUAAGGUCAGCUUCACCAACAACAUCACUACAGAGGAGACGGUCACUCUGAAUGUGACCUAUCUACAUGGACCAAGUGCAGAGCUUCUCUGGAUGGUGAUCGCUGUCAUUUCUCUCAUUGUGAACAUCAUCAUGAUGGUCCUCUUGAUGUUUCUUUGGAACACGAGGAAAAAAGUGACGCCAAACCAAGAGGACAGGACUUACAUGUCACUGCAGAAAACCGACCAAUCCUCAGAGUAUGAUGUCAUCGCUCGACCUCUGAACUAAGAGGCCUCAGCUUCCACUGAGGGAUCGACGAGAUGCUUCUUUCAUUCCUCCCUUCAACAUGUCUGAAGGGUCAUCAAUACGGUUCCUAGACUUUCUUUAACUUAACUGUAACCUGUAUCCCACUUUGGACAGUGUUAUUAUUUUAUUAGUUUACAUUUUAUGUACAAAUGAGCAUUUGAUUGCAACAACGUAUAUGAGAUAAUAAAGAUUUAUUUUGCCUAAUUUGACUAAUAUUACUGCUGCUCAGAACAAAGAAUAUUUUGCCCAAAUAAUAUUGAACUAUUACAACUAUUAUUAUAGUAUUAGACUAACUGACAGAUUUGGUACCCACCCUUUGUAAUGUAAAACAUUACAGAGAAAUAAACUCAUCAGAAUGAUCAGGUGUUUAUCUCUUCAUUAAUCCAUCAUUAAAAAAGUACUUUCAAAAGGACUGCAGUCUUUAUCUUUUUACUUCUACUCAAAACCUAAAAAUACCACUUUAUUUUUAAUUAUUGGUUUAUAUAUAAGUAUACAUAUCUCCUAAAGCGUUUCAGUGUUGUAGUACAUUAUUAUUAUUAUUAUCAUAUAAUAGUUAAUAGGAUCUCUUUUCUACAUGUUCACAUACACUUGUCACUGCUUAUAAUAAUUCAUAAUUUCACCCGUUUACUGUCAGUUUUCAAUACAAA
Pungitius pungitius (ninespine stickleback) is the source of this 1819-nucleotide messenger RNA. RefSeq names its product sialic acid-binding Ig-like lectin 9. The transcript has 5 exons. The record is from RefSeq and is a predicted model, not a curated record. The coding region runs from base 162 to 1154 and encodes 330 amino acids. NCBI's taxonomy places the organism in Eukaryota, Metazoa, Chordata, Actinopteri, Perciformes, Gasterosteidae.